AUGCUCAAUUUAAUUAACCAAGAUGCUCUUAAUGCAUAUAGGGUUGAAGGUUUGAGGAAAAGAAUAUCAAUUCAUGUUUAAAAAGACAAAAGAUUAGACUUUAGAAAAAUAAAAGGACAAUUGGUAUUUGAACCUAUAAAAACAAUUCAGUUAAUUAGAUGAUUUUUUUGUAUAUAUAAUUGAAAUCAUAUCUUAGUUAAUGUUAAAGAAAAAUGUAUGGGAUCGGAAAUUAGGAUUCAAAGGAUUUAAAGGUACUUUUAAAAUAGAACAUUUAAUCAUGAUAGAAAGAAAAUUAAGAAUUUUAUUUCCUUUAAGAGAGUUAAGAAUAGUAGACACAUAAAUGGAUAAAGAACAUUUAAUUAUAUUGAGGUAAUGGCUUUCUUGGCUUUAACCAAAGAAGUUGACUCUUUAAUUUUAGCAAAAUGAAAUAGACAAUGAAGAUUUUGAGGAAUUUAUAUACUACUUCUUUGAAAGAGAAAUUGAUUUGAAGAGAGUAUUUAUAUUAUCUUAUUUAGCUCUAUAUAAUCAGUAAUCCUGGGAUUUACAAAGAGCAAUUAUUAAAAUAACUUAAAGUAUAUUUAAAAGAAAAAAAUGAAUAUUAUGAAUAUUAAUUGUUGUUGAAUAAAGAUUCAAAAUCCAUUGCAAUUAUAAAACUAGAAAAAUAGUGGUCAAACUAAGAAAAAAAUAGUAUAAUCCACUAGGCGCGGGAUAAAAUUGAUUAAACCUGCUUUUAUUAUUUUGAUUUACAGAAUUGUUUUACCGAAAAGAAUUAUUAAGGUUUUGAACAUUUAAUUUAAUUAACAUACGAUUUAGACAAUUUGGAAUAAAUUUGUGGGUUAAAUGCGUCAGAUAAUUAUCUUGGAACUAUCAAUAGUUUUUAAUAGACAUGUCAACACCUUUCAACUGCAAAAGGUUUGCUUGAAUUAAAAUUUAGAAACUAAAAAUUAUUAGAAUACUCAACUUCAGUAACUUCUUUAGUUGGAGAUAGAUAUGAUAAAUUAAAAGUCAAUGUAUUUGAUAUAUCAAUAAUAUAAUAAUAUAUUAGAGAAGUUGAUAUAAUUAAGGAGAAGAUUUUAGAGAUUUUGUCUAAUGAAAUAUUUUUGCAUUGUAAAGAGGUUAUUAUUGAUGGUAUCUUAAAAUUUAAUUCUUCAAUAUUUAAAUUGAAUGUUUUCGCAGAAGCAGUCAAAACUAGAACUGAUUAUUUAAAGGAACAAAGUAUAAAAAGUAAAUUAUAUUCCUUAUGCUAGAUAAAAAAUUAAUCAAACAUAACUUAAAGUAAUUAGAUUUAUCAUCAGUUGAAAGCUUUACUAGAGACGAUGUAGUCGAAAAGUUUCUUGAAAGUGUAAUAUUUACUGAGCACACAAAUAUUAAAUAAUUAUGUAUUACUUAUUUUUAAUAUGUUUUUAUAGGCAUCUAAGAUUGUGAAAAAAGUAGAUUAGAGAGUUGGAUAAAAACUUUUAGAGCAUUUAAGGAACGAAUCAAAAAUGAAUAAUUAAAAAAUCCAUUACUUUAGAAUUAUAAAUUACCAUUAAAAACUAUGAUUAUGCCAAAAUAAACUUAUAGAAUGGAACCUUAUAAUAUUAAAAGGUUUUUUUAUGAAUUUUUUUUUACGAAAAAAGGUGACAUUUUAGAAAUAGAAAAUUUUGAAAUGAUAAGUUGCUUCAGAUAGAAUGGAAGAGAGGAGGGAAUUAUAGAGACUUGUGAUGAAAUAUAUAAAAAAAUAGAAAGUGAAGAUGAAUCAAUGAGAAAUGGUUAAUACACAAUAAAAAAGUAAAAUUUCAAGGUACGAAUUGCAAAGUUGACUUAAAAAUAUUUAAGUGCUUAAUUUUAGCUGAUAAUUUCAAAUUAGAAGAAUUUAUUGUAGAAAAAGAGAGCAUGAGUAAUACCUUUUCAGAAUAUAAAGAUGCCACAAUCGCUUAUCUCAAUAAAUAACCUUCUAGCUUUAUUCAUAGCUUAAAUUCACUAUAAUUUAUUGAUAUAAAAGAUCUAUCUUUUGAGUUAUUUUAAUUCUUAGAAAUAUUUGUAUAUCAUGAAAUUCGAUUGAAAAAGUUAGUUUUACAAAAAGUGCAAUUUGAAUAAAAGGAUGAAUAUAAAUAAACUUUUGAAUAAAUUCUUGAUGGCAAAGAUCGAGAAUAAUUUAAAUUCUCAAUUAAAGAAUUGAAAUUAGAAGAAAUGGAUGAAGAUUUUGCUCAAAUUAAUUUCACUAAAUAUUUUAUUUUUUCAAAGUAUUAGAGAAUAGAGAAAUUGAGUUUAGGAAACUUUAAAUUUGAUAUGCUUAAUGAAUAAAUUACUUAGAUUUUAUAAGAAUAAUAAAUUAUUAACUAAAAUCAAUAACAAAACAAUGAAAAGGAUAUUUUAAAUUAACAUCCCUUACAACAAUCAAUAAAUGAUGAUAAACAACAAAAUUUGCCUCAUAAAAAUUUAAAAUAUUUAUAUCUAAAAGAUAUUACGAUUACUUCUCAAAAACCAUGGUCUAUUAUUUUACAAGAGAUAAUUUUUAAUACUUAAAUAAAAAUAGAAGAAUUUGUUUUAGAGAAGAUUAACCUUGAUGAGAAUUUCAUAAAAGCUUUAAAUGAAGCAACUAAAUCUUUAAUUGAUUAAAAAAUAAAAGAAAAUUUAGAGCAAGUUUAGGUUACCUAAAAAUUAGUAUUACAAUAUGAAUUUCAAUAAAAUGAGAAAUAGUAGGAAUAAAUUCUUAAGGGGAAAUUUGAUUUGAAAAAAUUAACCUUUAUUGGAUGUAAAACUGAAAAAGAUAUACUAAUUCCUUUUUUAAUUCUCUGUACUAUUAAUGAAAUGACAUUUAAAUCAUGUAAGGGAUUAAAUAAAUCUAUUUAGGAUACAUAAGAAUUAUUUAAAAAAAAUCCUAAUUAUCUGUAAUUCAAUCUGGUUUCAAUCGAAACCUUUGUAUUUGAGAAAAUUAAUUUAGAAGAAUAUAAAUUUUAAUGGUUUUUAGAUGAAAUAGUUUUUAAUAAAGAAAGAUAAUAAGUCAAGCAUUUAUCUUUAAACAAUCGUAAUUUGACUGAUAAUUUAUUGAAUGUUUUAUCUAAUUAAAUCAAGAGAAUUAAGAGUAUCGCAACAUCAUUUAGACGAUAUUAUAAUUUGAGAUCUAUUAGCCUUAAAGAUAACUAAAAUAUUAGUGAAGCAGCACGGAUAGAUUUUUUUAAUAAGUUGAUGGAAUAAAAGGCUCAAAUAAAACUAGAAUAAAUUAACAAUGAUAAUCAAAAUUUAAAGAACAAUCUUUCAGUAAUCAUACAAAGUGAUCAUGAAAAAAAUGAAGAUGAACUCAAUUCUAAAAAUGCUCUAAAUCAUCAAAAAGAAGACAAACCUUUAGAGGAUUAAGAUAUAUAAUAAAAAGAAAAUAAAAUUGAAAAAAUGAUUAUUUCUAAUGCUGAAUAUGUUUAUAAAAAUGAACUUUAAGUUAAAGAAAAAAUUAUCAAUAAUUUUGAAUUAUUUAGACCAGCAUUUCCUAAAAAUUUAUUGCAUGUUGCGUUAAAUUUUGAUUUUAAUUGUUUAUAGGAUAAAAAGGAUAAACUAUAUUAUCAUAUUAUUGUUGGUUUAAUAAUUAAUGCCGAGAGUUAAGUUGAGAGUAUCAAAUUUGAAAAAAUUGAUCUCAGUAUGUUUAUGUCUAAUGUAUAAAAAGCUCAGUAAUUUCGACAAAUACUAGAAAAUAAUUGUUAUAAAAAUGAUGUAAGAGAAUUUAAAAGUAAAAUUAAAAAAAUAAAUUUUAAUUUUAAAUCAAUAACACCAACAACAGAAAAUGAUAUUAAAUUAUUUGUAAAAACAUUUAUUUGUUCAACUCAUGUUUAAUUAAAUUAUCUAGAAUUAUCUGGAUUUAUAAUGAAUAAGCAUGGAAUUAUUUCAUAGAUUUUGAAUUAAUUGCCCAAUAGAUAUGAUUAUGUUUUGGAGACUUUGAAGUUGGAACUUGAAGAAACAUUAACUGGAGAUGAAACUUUUUCAUUUUUUGAAAAAGUAAUUUUAGGAAGUGUUCUACCAAUAAAAGUGCUAAAAUUGGGCUAUGGCCUUUUUUUCUCACCUGCUUUUUUUUCAGAACUUUUGUUCAAUUAAUAAAGUAUUCCUUUAGAACAUUAUAUUAUUUAUAUCUAAGAUAGAGAAGAUUAAAUAUAGAUUCAUUCUUAAAUUUUAGAAUAACUAAUUCAAUUCAACUGCAAAUUAAAAAUAUUAGAAAUACGUGAUGUCUGCAAAACAAAAUAUUUGAACAUAGUUUUAGAAAAAUUGAUUGAAAAUAAAAUUUAAAAUCAAAAUUUGAUAUCCUAUUUAGAAGAGCUUUAUCUUUUUGGGUAAAUAAAAGUUGAUGCUAAAUUUUUAAAUUUCAUAUUUUCAAUACUUAAAAAUCUGAAAUAAUUAAAACUUUCUUUUUUGGAUUUAAAAAAUAAGGAAGAAAUUGAAAAUUUUUUUAGAGAUUUUUAAUUUGAAUUUUAGCUAAGAUAAGAUAGUAUGUUAGAGGUAAAGAAUAUAGAAGGUGAUGGUAAGUAAUCUUUUAUGAAUAAUUUUUUAUUUAAUGAUAAAAUUGGAUUCCAUAGUAUUAGCUAUAGUAUUAGCUUGUAAGAUGAUAAAUUUUUAACUGACUUAAGCAUUUCUAAUUAAAUAAAUAAAAUAAAAUUACUAAAAAUAGAUAUGGGAUUUUAAUAUAAUUCUAGGACCUUAUUAAAUGAAAAAUGUUUGACUUUACUUUCUGAAAAAUUUAUUUAUAAUGAAGAAAGUAAUUGUGAGGAGCUAUUAUUAUUCAAAUUACAGCUCAAAAUCCCAGGUGUUAAAGCAAUUACUUAACCUGCUCAAUAAUUUAGAGAAAAUGUAGAAACUUAGAAUAGGCAAAGAACUUGUUAAUUAAAAUUAAAAGUGAUCGUCUUUUAUUAUUCUUUAUAUCUCUAAGACGAAGGGCAAGAAUUGCUAUUGAAGGAUUUAUUUUUUUUUUGA
This is a messenger RNA of Paramecium sonneborni, 4935 nucleotides long. The record is from the annotation of a GenBank genome assembly. Lineage: Eukaryota; Ciliophora; Oligohymenophorea; Peniculida; Parameciidae.